This is a messenger RNA of Salvia splendens (bonfire salvia), 3616 nucleotides long. Its product is annotated as putative receptor-like protein kinase At3g47110. Bases 23 to 3343 code for a protein of 1106 amino acids. The transcript has 7 exons. Lineage: Eukaryota; Viridiplantae; Streptophyta; Magnoliopsida; Lamiales; Lamiaceae. The record is from RefSeq and is a predicted model, not a curated record. Gene Ontology annotation, biological process: protein phosphorylation. Gene Ontology annotation, molecular function: ATP binding; protein kinase activity; protein binding.
ACUGAAACAAAACAGCAAAUUAAUGGAGAGUCUUACUUUUUCCAUUGCUCUUUUAAUCUUGCUAUUGAAUAGCUUUGCCUUCUCCUUGAAUUCUUACACAGAUAAAAAUGCACUUAUUUCCUUCAAAAAUUCCAUCACUUCCGACGCUAAUGCUAUCUUGAGCACCAAUUGGUCGCAAAACACACCAGUCUGUAAUUGGAUUGGUGUGUCGUGCGGCCUCAAACACGGCCGUGUCACUGCUCUCAAUCUCUCUCGAUAUGAUCUUGCUGGAACUGUUGCUCCCCAUCUUGGAAACCUUACGUUUCUAAGAUAUUUGGACAUCAGUUCCAACAAUUUUGUUGGGAUGUGUCCCUUUGAGCUCUCUAAACUGCGUCGUUUGAAGGUGAUGAAUUUGGGAGCGAAUUCAUUCACCGGAGAAAUACCAACAUGGUUGGGCAGUUUACCUCAACUGGAGGAACUCUAUCUGUCCAAUAACUCUUUCUUAGGUAAAAUUCCUUCGUCUUUGUUUAACAAUUCCAAGCUUCAGACGUUGCAGAUAUUAUACUUGCACAGUAAUAUACUGAGUGGAUCCAUACCACAUGUUAUCUUCAACGUGUCUUCCCUAAGAAAAAUCGGAAUUGGAAAUAAUAGCCUAUCAGGUCGGCUCCCAAUUGAUAUGUGCAACAAUAUGCCCAACAUCAAAUUCUUGUCACUCUCUUGGAACCACCUCGAAGGGCAGAUUCCGUCAAAUAUAUGGAAAUGCACACAUCUUGAGAAGUUGUCAUUAUCCCACAACAAUUUCAGUGGAAGCAUUCCACGUGAAAUUGGAAGAUUGAGCAUGCUUACAGAGUUAUACUUGGGGUACAAUGGUGGUUUUCAAGGAGGAGUUCCAUCGGAAAUAGGAAAUCUUUCAAGGCUUGAGAUAUUACAUAUUGCCGGCGCUUCUCUAACAGGAAGUAUCCCAAUUUGCCAAAAUCUUCAGAAAUUGUAUCUUCAUAACAACAAGUUCACAGGACUUAUUCCUCCGAAUAUCUGGAAGUGCAAAAAUCUUGAGAUCUUGAACUUAGAUCACAACAAUCUCAGUGGCAACAUCCCUCAUACAAUUGGAAAUAUGAGCAUGCUUAGAGAUUUGUACUUGGGUCGGAACCAUUUCACAGGUACUCUUCCAUCAUAUUUCGGAAACUCACUAAUCAAUCUUGAAAAGCUUUUUUUGGGUUAUAACAGACUCAGUGGCUCAAUUCCAAGCACUAUCGCCAAUGCUUCUAAACUUACAAUCUUGGAGAUGCAUGGCAACUCAUUUAGUGGCUCUAUACCCCUCUUCGGUAAUUUGAAGCUCCUACAUUCACUUCUCCUUUUCGAAAACAAUUUGAGUGGAGCAGAAUUCACUACUCAGGAAUUAACAUUUCUCUCUUCAUUAACUAAUUGUCCACAUUUGAAGUACCUGAAUAUAAAUAACAAUCCACUAAAUGGCAUCCUACCUGCUUCACUAGGAAAUUUUUCCUCAUCUCUUGAGGGUAUUGUAUUAGAAAACUGCGGCAUCACGAGUGUCAUUCCUUUUGAAUUAGGAAACUUGAGCAGUUUGCUAACUAUAAGUUUGAUGAUAAAUCAGUUGAGUGGAUUCAUUCCGCCAACAAUAGGAAAAAUGAAGCAACUCCAAAGACUAUAUCUUGGUGGCAAUCAAUUGGUAGGGUCUAUCCCUAACCAACUUUGCCAAAUGAAUCAUUUGGGGGAGUUGGACCUAAGCAUGAACAUGCUUGUGGGUCCCAUACCUGAAUGCUUAGGUGAUGUUAAAUCCUUGAGAGAGAUCAGCUUAGGCUACAACCAAUUGAAUUCAACCAUCCCUCCUAACUUGUGGGUUCUCACAGACCUUCUAACUUUGAGCUUGUCCUCCAAUCAUUUGAGCGGUCAUUUGUCAUCUCAACUGGGAAAUUUAAAGUCGAUCGCCUCAUUAGAUUUGUCGUCUAAUAAAUUUCCAGGAAAUAUUCCCACCUUGAUAGAUGGUUGCCAAUCAUUAGAGUUUCUUAACAUAUCAAAUAAUUUUCUAAGUGGAUCAAUUCCUCAAUCCUUGGUAAAGGUUAAAGGUUUGAAAACAUUGGAUUUGUCUUACAAUAAUCUUUCUGGAUCAAUACCCAAGUCCUUGGAAGACCUAUGUUGUCUUGAAAAUUUUAAUGUUUCCAACAACAAACUGGAAGGGAGAAUUCCAGAUGGUGGUCGUUUUCGUAACUUCAGUGCACCGUCUUUUGCCAACAACUUAGCUUUGUGUGGUCCAAUAACAUUUCAAGUUCCAGCCUGCGCAGAAAGCCAUCACAGAUCAUGGUUAAAGAAACUCAUGGUGUCAUUAGUGAUUUUAGCUGUCAUGGUGGCGAUUGCAUUGCUUGCUUUCAUAUGGAUGUGUAAACAGAAAAAAGUAGCCAUCCCAGUUGAGGUCUCACCACAGACAGUUACAUACAGAAUAAUUUCUUACACAGAACUUGAACGAGGAACAAGUUCAUUUAGUGAAACCAACCUACUUGGAAGAGGUAGUUUUGGUUCUGUAUUUGAAGCAACACUUUCCGAUGGGUUGAAAGUUGCAGUAAAAGUGUUCAACUUGGAACUACAAGGAGUGGCAAGGAGCUUUGAUGUUGAAACUACUAUAUUGAGCAGGAUUCGACAUAGAAACUUAGUUCGAGUUAUUGGAUGUUGUUGUAAUAUGGAGUUUAAAGCAUUGAUUCUCACAUAUGUGCCAAACGGGAGCUUAGAGAAAUGGUUACAUUCUGGCAUGUAUGGUUUGGAACUUAUACAGAGGUUGAAAAUAGCAAUAGACGUUGCGGCCGCCUUGGAAUAUCUUCAUCACGGUCAUACAUUCCCAAUUGUUCACUGUGAUAUAAAGCCAAGCAAUGUUUUGCUUGAUCAAGACAUGGUUGCCCAUCUAGCUGAUUUUGGCAUUUCCAAGCUUUUCGAUGGAGGGGAAACUAUCAUUCAAACACAAACACUAGCAACUAUCGGUUAUGCAGCACCAGAGUUUGGAAUGGAAGGGAAAGUAUCAAUAAAUGGAGAUGUAUAUAGUUUUGGGAUACUUGUGCUGGAGAUGUUUACCGGAAAGAGGCCAACGGAUGAUAUGUUCGAUGAAGAAAGAAGCUUAAAACAGUGGGUAAGUGAAGCAUUAGAGGAAAAUGCCGCAACUCAAGUGAUGGCACCUGCUUUGUUGUCAAUGGAAGAUGAGCAUUACUCUGCCAAGGAGAAAUGCAUGUUAUCAACAUUUGAAUUGGCAAUGAAAUGUUUAGCUGUUUCAGCAGACGAAAGGAUCAAUAUGAUUGAAGCAGCGGCUGCUCUGCACAAGAUUUAUGCAACAUUUGUAGCAGGAACUCAAUGGCGCCGUCCAUGAAAUUUUGCAUCAGGAUUAAAAGCAGAUUCAGAAUUCUGGUCUGGAGAGGAGCAGAAAAGAAGAUUUGGGCUUAAGGAUUUCUCAACUGUGUUCCAUUGAUAAUGACCAAAUUAUGAUUUAAUUGUUGUAAUUAAAUCAGGCCCAGAGACGUGUAGAAUUAAUUAAUUCUUAACUUUUAUUUGCUUAUGGCCCAAAGCCAAAUUGUUAUUCAAACUUGGGAAGGCCAAAGUGUAAUUAUAUGCUUUUUAUUAAUUAAAGUCCAAAGGAAGAUAA